UAUGUUUACAAGUCACCACCACCACCAUCUCCUUCCCCACCACCUCCAUAUGUUUACAAGUCACCACCACCACCAUCUCCUUCCCCACCACCUCCAUAUGUUUACGAGUCCCCACCUCCUCCAUCUCCUUCCCCUCCACCUCCUUAUGUUUACAAGUCUCCACCUCCACCAUCACCUUCACCUCCCCCACCUUACAUCUACAAAUCCCCACCACCACCAUCUCCCCCUCCUCCACCUACAUAUUUUUAUAAGUCACCACCCCCACCAUCUCCUUCGCCACCUCCCCCAUAUUACUACAAGUCUCCACCCCCACCUUCCCCCUCUCCUCCUCCACCAUAUGUUUACAAGUCUCCACCUCCUCCUUCACCUUCUCCACCUCCUCCCUAUGUAUAUAAGUCUCCUCCUCCACCUUCUCCCUCGCCUCCUCCACCAUACUAUUACAAGUCACCACCACCUCCUUCUCCUUCACCACCACCAUAUUACUACAAGUCUCCACCCCCACCUCCUAAGUAUUAAGCUUGCGGCUAAAUCAAUGUCAAUAUUUUCAUUACGUUCAACAUUGUUGCCAUUAAUUUGUAAUGCUAUGAAUUUCUUCAUAAUAAGGCCUGUGCCGAAGUAAUCCUUCUUUUGGAUAUACUGUAGACAUGUUUGUUUAUUGUUGUCAGUUCAGAAGUGUGCCUUAAUCUCUUUCUCCAAUAUACAUUUACCAUCAUACUUUAUUCUUGGUAUUCAUUCUCCUCUUUGCUUUUUGAAGUUAUGAUGAUGGCAUUCGUGAAAUAUUGAUAAAUGGAAAUUUUCUCAUUCACAUCUUGUCCAUCUCUAUUCUUGGUUUUCAUUCUCCUCUUUGCACUUUGAAGUUAUGAUGAUGGCAUUCGUGAAACAUCGAUAAAUGGAAAAUUUUCAUUCACAUCUU
Molecule: messenger RNA, 913 nt
Organism: Vigna radiata var. radiata (mung bean)
Lineage: Eukaryota; Viridiplantae; Streptophyta; Magnoliopsida; Fabales; Fabaceae
Product: extensin-2-like
Exons: 1
Source: RefSeq, a predicted model, not a curated record